GAUGGCUGGGUUUUAUUCAUUGUAGGUUAUAAAGCGGAAUAGUUUUUAUUUCUCAACAGAAUAAUUUACAGGUUCGGGGAAGAGACACUGAGGAAGACGUGGAAGUUCUCAAGGCGGACCCGUAAACCCGUAUUUCCGGUAUACAGCGAACCACGUGACGUCUGCUUCAUGUAUAUAUAUGUAGUGUAUGAACUUAUAUAUGAAUUAGAGACGCCGGUUUAGACACGGUACAAGUGACCCGUGUGAACGCUCGAACCGUUUUACUUUCGAAUUAUUUAUUUUCGUUUAUUUUUGAACAUGUCUAACGAAGGAACACCUGAUAAACAAAUUGGGGAAUCCCUGUUAAUCAGGGUGGUUCAGGAUCAGAUUAUGAACAUGAUUAAUGGAGGAAAGGUCUCUGUCCCGUCCCUCCCGGCGGUUCAACCUUUAUCCAAUGUGCAGCAUCAGAAGCUGUUGGAUCAGUUGGCUCAGUCGGUUAAAGUGAUUGGGGACCAGCUUAAUCAAGAACACACCUUCAAUCAUCAGAUCGAUGGUUUAGCAAGUCUGGGUGAUAAGAACAUUUUUUCGAAGCUUGUGGAGGGGGUCUUCAGCGAUGGACAGAUCAAUUGGGGAAGAAUCAUCGUGCUGUUCUACGCAGUAGGAAAGCUGGCUGUGAAGAUGGUGCUAGCGAACCUGCCCAGAGUGUUCUCUGAAAUUCUGGAUAUGUGCUUGGAUUUCUUCAGGACCAAGCUGUUGUUAUGGAUUCACAGCAUGGGUGGAUGGAUCAACAGCAUUUCAGCGCUGACCCAAUUCUCAAUCGAGCAUAUCUCCGCUUCCUCCUUCUGCACCAUUCCGUCUACUGAACUCGUCCUGGCCUUCGUCUGCGGGAUAGCGUUGGGUAGCAUCAUUGUCUGGAAACUCAGCAGGAGCAGUUGAGAAAGAGAGAGAGAUGGAGAGAAGAGAGAGAGAGAGAAAAAAACUAGAUGCACUGUGACAAACAAAAGCUUUUAAUGUGUUUAUAGUAAUUGUGAGGUUUUCUACAAGUUGAUAUUUUACAUAUAAAAUUGUUUUAUUACA
Messenger RNA from Silurus meridionalis, 1056 nucleotides. Its product is annotated as apoptosis regulator BAX-like. The transcript is spliced from 6 exons. Lineage: Eukaryota; Metazoa; Chordata; Actinopteri; Siluriformes; Siluridae. The record is from RefSeq and is a predicted model, not a curated record. Gene Ontology annotation, cellular component: mitochondrial outer membrane. Gene Ontology annotation, molecular function: protein heterodimerization activity; protein homodimerization activity; channel activity. Gene Ontology annotation, biological process: mitochondrial fusion; intrinsic apoptotic signaling pathway in response to DNA damage; release of cytochrome c from mitochondria. The coding region runs from base 298 to 915 and encodes 205 amino acids.